This is a messenger RNA of Chenopodium quinoa (quinoa), 2527 nucleotides long. RefSeq names its product wall-associated receptor kinase 5-like. The record is from RefSeq and is a predicted model, not a curated record. The transcript has 3 exons. Lineage: Eukaryota; Viridiplantae; Streptophyta; Magnoliopsida; Caryophyllales; Amaranthaceae. Gene Ontology annotation, molecular function: protein serine/threonine kinase activity; calcium ion binding; ATP binding. Gene Ontology annotation, cellular component: plasma membrane. Bases 48 to 2345 code for a protein of 765 amino acids. Gene Ontology annotation, biological process: protein phosphorylation; cell surface receptor signaling pathway.
CUUUAUUUUCCCUCUCUUCAUUAUGUAUAUGGUAUACAUUUUUUGCCAUGCUUUUUGUCAUUAGUUUCGCCACCAUUCCCAUUGCCAAACCCGGCUGCCCAACUAAGUGCGGAAAGGUAACUAUUCCGUAUCCAUUUGGCAUCGGCUCAGAGAAAGGAUGUUCCUUUAGCAAGUUCCACAGCAUACAUUGCAACAACUCCACUAAUCCCCCAAAACCAUUCAUGUUAAGUAAUUUUACUCAUUCCCUGGAGAUCAUAGACAUAUCUCUAACCGGCCAGAUGCGAAUCAGGAAUAGAUUGGCCACAAAAUGCUACCAGCCACGGCAGGUAAUAGUACAAUCCAUAAUGAGCAACGAUGUAAUAAUAUAUCUAGAUAAUUUACCAUUAGUGGUAUCAGAUACUGCAAACAAGUUCAUCGGUAUUGGUUGUGUUGAUGACUUGACUAUGAUAAUUGCAGAAAGUACACCGAUACUUGUCCACAUGAGUGGCUGUGGAGCUACGUGUAAUACACCAGAGAAUAUGCAUAAGCAAAAUGAUACGUCGUGUAUGGGUAACGGUUGCUGCCAAUUGGAGAUCCCAAACAAAGGAUUGAAACAUGUAAGGAUCAUAACAGAAUCUUUGAUCGAUGUUGGAAACACCACAAAUAACAACGUAUCCUAUUGCAGCGCUGCCUUUUUAGCCGAGGUAAACGAAUUCACCUUUAGCGUGGCCGAUCUUUUUGGUAAUAACGCAGGGUUUAUAAAAAGAACAAUUGACAAUGUUCCGGUUGUGCUGGAUUGGUAUGUUGGUGUUAAUGAGACGUGCCGAGAAGCUCAGCAGAAUCGGUCAAGGUCCAGUUAUGCUUGCAUGGAGAAUACCGACUGCACCGAUGUUUACGGCGGCACUGAUUUUGGGUACCGUUGCAGCUGUAGAACAGGUUACCAGGGUAACCCCUAUCUCAGUCCUGGAUGCACGACAGAUAUUAAUGAGUGUGAAGGUCCAAUCAACCCCUGUACUCAUAUAUGUAAGAACACCAUUGGCAAUUACACAUGCUCUUGUCCUAAAGGAUAUAGUGGAACUGGCCGGAAGGAUGGCGGCACCCCUUGUUUUAAAAAUAAAUCGAAUACAUUGAAGCUUGGUUUAGGAAUAGGCCUUGGACUCGCGUUCUUAAUGUUUAUAUUUGGUUCGGUAAAUCUAUUCUUCAGAAGAAGGAAACUUAUGAAAAAAAGAGAGAAAUUCUUUGAGCAGAAUGGAGGGGUAUUAUUGUCCCAACAACUUCAUCCAAAUGGAGGAACUAUGGACUCAUCUAAAAUAUUUUCUAUUGAAGAACUACAAAAAGCAACAAAUAAUUAUCACGAAGAUCGUAUUUUAGGUAAAGGUGGUUAUGGUACAGUAUACAAGGGGAUUCUUAAGGACGGACGUGAAGUUGCAAUAAAGAAAUCCCGAGUGACUGAUCGAACACAAGUUGAGCAAUUCAUAAACGAAGUUGUUAUUCUAACUCAAAUUAACCAUCGAAAUGUGGUUAAACUCUUAGGAUGUUGUCUUGAAACCGAGGUUCCUUUGCUCGUGUAUGAAUUUAUCUCGAACGGUACUCUCUUCGAACAUAUCCAUAGAAAUAAGGGUGUCACGUCUUGGCUUACUUGGGCUAACUGCAUCAAGCUUGCUGCGGAGGCUGCUGAUGCACUUUCAUAUCUUCAUUCAGCGGCUUCAAUACCAAUCAUUCAUCGAGAUGUUAAAUCCAGCAAUAUCCUAUUAGACGAAAAUUACACUGCUAAGAUAUCUGAUUUCGGUGCUUCAAGGUUAGUUCCAAUUGAUCAAACUCAGGUGACAACAUUAGUUCAAGGGACAUUAGGAUAUUUAGAUCCAGAGUACUUCCAAACAAGUCAACUGACAGAAAAAAGUGAUGUUUAUAGUUUCGGAGUUCUACUUGCUGAACUCUUAACAAGAGAAAAGCCUCUUUCCAUAGAAAGGAAAAUGGAAGAGAGAAAUUUGGCAAUAUAUUUUAUUCUCUCAGUUAAAGAAGGUCGAUUGAUGGAAAUCCUUGAUCCUCAGUUGGUUAGGGAAGCUAACGAAGAGCAACUAAUUACAAUGGCGAAUCUAGCUAUGAAAUGUCUUUACGUCGUGGGUGAAGAUAGGCCAACUAUGAAGGAAGUGGCCCUUGAGCUCGAAGGAUUAAGGAGUCAAAAUAGGCAUCCUUGGGCCGAUCAGAGCCAUCAGGACGAGACAAGCAAUUUAACAAACCAAAAUGAUCUUUAUCCGAUGCCCUCGAAUGCUAAUUAUAAUGGUAAUCCAAGCACCGGAGAAUUCACGACUGGACAGUACACAAUGCAAAUCGAUAUGAUUAACGAAAUGAACCACCCUCGCUAAGGCUUGAGUCAUGCAUGAUUAAGGAAUAUACGAAGAAAAGCCAUCAUAAUCCGGAUAUAUAUAGUUAGAUGUUUUGGGUUUCUUUAUGUUGUUUCCUUUAAAUUGUUAAUUGUUCCUUCUGCUAAGUAAAAAUUUGAUUGAUCUAAAUACAUUAUACGACCUCAUGAAGUGUAUAAAGACAA